Merops nubicus (carmine bee-eater) is the source of this 1449-nucleotide messenger RNA. RefSeq names its product small G protein signaling modulator 1-like. The record is from RefSeq and is a predicted model, not a curated record. Gene Ontology annotation, biological process: activation of GTPase activity. The annotation marks the transcript as partial. NCBI's taxonomy places the organism in Eukaryota, Metazoa, Chordata, Aves, Coraciiformes, Meropidae. The transcript is spliced from 9 exons. Gene Ontology annotation, molecular function: GTPase activator activity.
AUCGUCCGGCAGCGCGAGAGGGAGUCGCACGCGGCAGCCCUGGCCAAGUGCUCCUCGGGGGCCAGCCUGGACUCCCACAUCCAGAGGAUGAUGCACAGGGACUCCACCAUCAGCAACGAGUCCUCGCAGAGCUGCAGCUCCGGCCGGCAGAACCACGCCCGGCUGCAGAGCGACUCCAGCUCCAGCACACAGGUGUUUGAGUCUGUGGAUGAAGUGGAACAGGCUGAAGCAGAUGCUCAGCUGGAAGAUGGCAAACAAAGCAAGAUCCCCAACGGGACGAUCCCCAACGGGACGUGUUCUCCUGACUCUGGGCACCCCUCUUCUCAGAACUUCUCCAUCACAUCGGGCUUCUCGGAGCGCAGCUUCAGCAACGAGGACAGCGCCCUGGAAACCAACAAGUCCUUGGGCAGCUCCCAGGGGAAGGCUGGUGGCUCCGACGUGCCAGGCCUGCAGGACCCAGAGGGUGCCCAGCAGGAGGAGAACCUGCAGGGCCAGGACAGCCUGGAGGGUGAAUUUCCCACCGGUGGGAGCGUGGACUUUGCUCCCGUGGGUGAGAGCUCGGCCGGGGUCCUGCGCGGUGGCGACGCUGUGGCCCUGACGGUGGUGGAGAGCUGGGCAGAGAGCCAAGCUGAGAAGCAGAGCCUGGUGGAGAGCGAGGACAACCUCUCCGAGGAGCCCGAGAUGGAGAGUCUGUACCCACAGCUGGACUCCCUGGCUGUGGCUGAUCUGGCCAGCAGUGAGACAUCUGCUGUCUCCUCGGCGGGCGUCACCUACUCUGCCGAGCUCCUGGACCUGUACACGGUGAACCUGCACCGCAUCGAGAAGGACGUGCAGCGCUGCGACCGCAACUACUGGUACUUCACCCCCGGCAACCUGGAGAAGCUCCGCAACAUCAUGUGCAGCUACAUCUGGCAGCACAUUGAGAUUGGCUACGUGCAGGGGAUGUGUGACCUGCUAGCCCCUCUCUUGGUCAUCCUAGAUGAUGAGGCUCUGGCUUUCAGCUGCUUCACCGAGCUGAUGAAGAGGAUGAAUCAGAACUUCCCCCACGGAGGAGCCAUGGACACCCACUUUGCCAACAUGAGAUCUCUGAUCCAGAUUCUGGACUCUGAGCUCUUUGAACUGAUGCACCAGAAUGGUGACUACACUCACUUCUACUUCUGCUACCGAUGGUUCCUCCUGGACUUCAAGAGAGAGCUGGUGUAUGAUGAUGUGUUUGCUGUCUGGGAGACCAUCUGGGCAGCUGCCCACGUGUCCUCUGCUCACUACGUGCUCUUCAUAGCCCUGGCCCUGGUGGAGAUGUACCGGGACAUAAUCCUGGAGAACAACAUGGACUUCACAGACAUCAUCAAGUUCUUCAACGAGAUGGCCGAGAGGCACAACACCAAGCAGAUCCUGAAGCUGGCUCGGGACCUUGUCUAUAAAGUCCAGACUCUCAUCGAGAACAAAUGA